Molecule: messenger RNA, 2227 nt
Organism: Drosophila arizonae
Lineage: Eukaryota; Metazoa; Arthropoda; Insecta; Diptera; Drosophilidae
Gene: scaf
Product: inactive serine protease scarface
Biological process (GO): proteolysis
Molecular function (GO): serine-type endopeptidase activity
Source: RefSeq, a predicted model, not a curated record
UAUUGAAGUUGCACGUUUCGUGCGUUCAGCUGUGCGAGUGUAAACCAUAUCAAAUUAUACAUAACUAAAAUCCAAAUAAUCAUCCACUUGGAAUAUAAAAAAUAAAGCAUAAUGUUCCGGUUUCAAAGCACAAUCGCUUUGGUCCUGCCAAUGCUGCUGGUGGCCAUGCAAGGCGCCGUCCAUGCCAGCUACCAGGGCAACAUGUUCCUGAAUGGCCAAUACCAGAACCAGAUCAAGCAGCAGCCCGAAACGCACUUCUCUGUGAAUCCCUCCACGAAUGUCUUCCUGCAUCAUGCUGUGAUCAGCCGGCAAGCAUCCCCCUUCCAGGCACCCACAUACCUGCCUCCGCCGGAGCUGCUCAAGUGCUACAAUGGCCAGCAGUGCGUGCGCAAGGAUCAGUGCCAGAAUGGCUACUACAGCCAGCAGCUGCCCAAGAUACAGAACUGUCUGCCAGAGUCCAACGUCUGCUGCACGUAUCGCCCACCAGUAACCACCACCACGACGACAACGACCAGGAGAACAACCACACCUGUGCCGUAUGCCACCUGUCGCACUGACCAGGACUGUGUACAGUCGCAAGACUGCCGCAAUGGCGAAAUCGUUGCCCCCAACUAUAUCAAAGAGCAGCGGCCCAAUCGCUGUUAUGCUCCACAGGUUUGCUGCCGCAUACCCGCGACGACGCUGUCCAGUACUGGCUACAUCUUGACUGUGCCCGAAAAGGGCUUUACGCUGCCCACGAAUCCCACCCUGCCAGCCGUGCGCGUAACCCAGUCCACUUACCGUCCACAGCCAACCAGUACGCCCGCACCACGCCCCACAAACCAGUACCUGCCGCCUGAGACGACGACUCGCCCAACACCCACCCCGACCCCAUAUCGGCCAGUGACCACGACACGUCGCCCCCCCAUCGACUAUCUGCCGCCCGUGGGCGUCAAUGAGAUUCCACACCGCGAGCCACGCCCCACCCAGCCACCCACACGCUACGAGCCCGAUCGUGUGCCACAGCCAUCGAAUCCGAACCCCGUGUACCGCGGCGAGGAUCAACUCUCGCCCCAGAUCUUCCCCACGCCCAAGGGUUUCGACAAUUUACCCGGCACUAACGACGUUUUCCCCAAGCACUAUGCCAAGUGCGCCUCUGCGCUCGUCUGCACCCCGGAGAACUACUGCAAUGCGCUCGGCGUACUGAGCGAAACCCCGUUGACGCUGAGCGCCCGGGAGGCUGCGUUCCGUGUGCCACUCACCGACUGCCUGGUACCCGACUCUGGAGCGCCCGGCAAGUGCUGUCGCGAUCCCAACUACGUUGAUCCAUGGCCCGUCAAUCCGAAUGGCGUCUGCGCCAUGCGCAACAAGCGCACCAAACCCAAAGGCAUAAAGGACAUUGAUACGAACUUCGCUGAGAUUCCAUGGCAAGCAAUGAUUGCUCGCGAGUCGAACAAGAAGCUGCUCUGCGGCGGUGCCAUCGUUGGCGACGAUAUCAUCCUCACCUCGGCCAAAUGUGUGGCUGACUUGCCCGUCAGCGAUGUGCGCGUUAAGGCCGGCGAAUGGCAACUGGGCAGCACCAAUGAACCACUGCCAUUCCAGCUGGUUGGCGUCAAGUCUAUCGAUGUGCAUCCCAAAUAUAAUCCAGAGGACGGAACCAAUAACAUGGCCAUCAUACGCCUGGAGAGACGCUUGGAGUUCGCCACGCACAUUGGCCCCAUCUGCAUCAGCGACAAGGAUCCAGAAAAGAAUGAGCAGUGCGUGACCACUGGCUGGGGCCAGCUGGCGUUGAGUAUUCACGAGGAGGGCGCCAUUAUGCACGUGACUGAGACGAUAAAGCAGUCACGGAAGUCUUGUGGCGCUGAUGCCACCAGUGUCUGCAGUGCCACCAAGUUCGAUGCGUGCGAAUUCGAUGAGGGCAGCGCGCUCGCCUGCGGCAGCGGCUCCUCUGUCGUUCUCAAGGGUAUCUACAGCUUCGAGAAGGGCUGCGGCGAGAACCAAACUGUGACCUUCUCGAAGCCCGACAUCUCAUGGAUAAAUCAGGCAUUCGUGGACCGCAGCAAGCCCUUGCUGCUCAGGCGCUUCUAAAGCACAUCCUCUGCUCCCAGCAGAGCUUCUUUUUUAGCCAACCAAGUGUAUAACAAACAGACGAUAAAGAAGAGGACCGAGACGUUAAUGUUGAAGAAAACAGAAAGAGAUGAUUAUAGAAUGAUGUGAGAUCACGUUUUUAUUAGUUGAACUAUUUUUA